CCAAAACAGCUGUGAAUAGCGCAUGCAAGGCAGGCGCGUGCAGGCAUUGUUGCUUCCCCAAGAUCCAUUGUGCAGGCAGCUUUCGAGAUCGACAAUCUCUUCUCCAACCACCAUCAUUCCACCGUCAGCCUCGGUCACACGAGUUACGCCCUUCUUCCGUCUAGCCCUAGGUCGGCGAGGUCAAUAAUUCUUCAAUCUUGACUGAACUACGCUUUCGAGUAGCUUCGGGAAUGACAAACACACCGAUCGCCAAAGACCAGUAGAUUGCCAACGAUGGCGGCUGCCGACGUAGACCUUGGCUACGUCGCGGGCCAUCUUGGCCUGGACCAGCCGGUCUUGCAGAAUCUAGCUACACAACCGACUGUUGAGCUUGCGAAUGCGAUUCUACAAGCGAUAGCAGCCAAAGCUCACGAGUUCGACGAGCUGUACGCCGCAAAAUUACAGACCGACAUCGAGCUCGAAAGUGCGGUCCGUAGCGCCGAGUCGCGGACCGAAGUUUCUCAAUCAACCGUCGAAAAGGCUCUCAAGGAUGUGCAGGAGGCUCGAGAGAAACUUCGAGAAGAGGCAGAGAACAAGCGACAAGCUGUCGAGUCUGAACUACAGACGCUCAAGGCGAAAACACUGAGUCACGAUGAUGAAGUCAAAGCCUUGAGCGACAAGAUAGAAGCGCUACAGUCGUCUAACCGCACUAACCUGGAGAUCAUCGAGACUCGCAACAAGCAAAAGGAGGAAAUUGCCGAAGACCUAAACAAGCAGCAUCAGCGAACCGUCGAACUCUCACGUGAAAUCACCAAUUUGCAACGAUCCGAGCAGGCCGUCAAAGCGCAGCUUAGCAGUGCCGAGUACCGAGAACAUUCCCUCAAGCAGCAACUCGACCAAGCUCGGCGCAGUGGCGAAUGGUUCGAGGAAGAGCUGAAGACCAAGACCCAGGAAAGCCUGAAAUAUCGCAAGGAAAAGGGAGCCCGUAUUGCCGAGCUACAGCGCCGAAAUGAAGAUGCGAAAUCGGAAAUUGACGCUCUCAAGAAGACGGAGCAACAACUGCGCGAUCGCCUGAAAGCCAUGGAGGCCAAGGCGACCGAAGCUCUCGUCAAGGUUCAAAGGCAAGAAAGUGCGUUCGCUUCGCAGGUCGAAAGCUACCAGCAUGAGCUCGCCGCGCAAAAGCGUUUGGUCGACAUGUCAAACUCGUUGAGCAAGAACCACCAAGAACGAAUCCGGGACCUCGAAACCGCCCGCGAGCGACUGAUUGACAACCAUGAAGCCGAGCUCCAUCGCGUUCGACGUGAAAUGGAGCAGGAGAGACAAUCCGCCGCCAGGCUCGAAGAGAAGGUCCAAGAGCUUGAGAGGCAGAUCGACGAGCUUCAAGUGCGCGCGGAGCAAGCCCCAACUCAAAUGGAACCGCCCGAAACACCGAGACACAAUGGUUCCGCCAUGCCACGACCUUCUUCGCCGUUUGCGACACCAGGCUCGGUACGGGGCAAGUCUUCAAUGUCGGUAACUCAGGCGAUCGAGCAAGUCUACCAGGCUAAGGCUCAGCUGGCCAACGAGAAGAGGCGGACCCAGCAGCUCAGCGAAGAACUAGACAACAUGAUGUCUGCACUGGAGAUGAAGGCACCGGAGAUCCAAGAGCUUCAGUCAGAAGUCGAGACUCUUCGCGAGGAGAUCACUCGCAUGUCUGACCUGUCACAGCAAAGCUUUGCUGAGCGAGACGAGGCCAAGCGAAUGGCCAGGAAAGCAGAGGCAGCUUUGUCAACGGCGCAGACCGAAACGAAGAUUCUACGAACACAGGUCCGUGAUCUUGGCACGCAGAUCCAAUACCUCGUGUUCAACAUCCACGCCAUGGAGAAGGGUCAGGAAAAGCUAACCGACGAGGAGAAAAUUCGUCUUGCGCAGCUUGAGAAGGGCGAAAUCACGGAGGAAGCUCUGUCAGACAUGUCUGACACCCAACAAUUCAUCACGGAACGUCUGGUCGUGUUCAAAAACAUCAAAGCCCUGCAAGAACAGAACGAAGAGGCGCUGCGCAUUACCCGUAAUCUGGCAGAGGAGAUGGACAGCCAAGAGAACGCCGAUGCCAAGAACCAGGCCAAGCUCGACCACGAGAAGGCUGAGAGACUGGAGAAGGAUCUUGCCAACAUGACUGAUGAGCUCAAGUUCAUCAAAAAGACCAUGGACAGUUACAAGUCCGAACGUGACAUGUUCAAACGCCUGGUACAGCAGCGCGAUACGGCAGAAGGUGAGAGCCCACGCCCACCCCUCGCUAGCAUCGAGGGUGGCGAGCAGACCGAGACACUCAACGACGCCCUUCACAAAGUUCAGUCUGAGUACGAUCAGUUCCGCGAGGACUCAGAUGGCGUCCGCCGGGAGCUGAACAAUCGGAUUGAUGGGCUCACGUCUGAGAAGCAUUCACUGCAGAAGAACAACGUCACACUGCAAGGCGAAGUCAGACUGGAAGUGGAACGCCGCGAGAUGCUGCAAGCAAACUUUGUGGCCCUUCAGUCUGAGAAUGUUGAGCUCAAGAAGCGCAGUCAAGUCCUGUCCGAAAGCGCCGCCAAGCAAGAUAUCCGAACCCAGCAAGUGAUGGAGGAGCUCAUUGAGACAAAGGGGUUACUUGACAGCACCAGAAAUGAGACAAUGAACCUAAAGGCCGAGAAGAAAUUCUGGAACGACAUCCAAGAUCGCAUGAGAAAGGAGAACGAGGGCCUGAUUGAGGAGAGAAACAAGUUGAACGAUUUGAUUGCAACUCAUCAAUCUAUGGAAAACGAGCGUUCUCGGUCCCACUCGGAAGAAAGGAGGAAAAUGCAAGGGCGCAUUGAUGCACUGGAACGCGAUCUCAACGAAGCACAGCGUAAGCUUGCGGACGAAGCCGAAGACGCCAAACGCCUGCAGCAGCGCAAAGAGUUUGAGGGCAAGGAGUCUCAAAAGCGAAUUGAUGAGCUACUUGCAAAUCUCAGCCAAAUCCGCGAGGAGCACGUGGCUGUUAAGACUAGCCGCGACCAUCUUCAGGCCCGUGUCGAUGAGUUGACGGUCGAGUUGAGGAGUGCUGAAGAUCGCGUUGGCCGGUUGCAGCCCCGGCCCACCCCUCGACCUGGCACGGCUGUUGAUACCUCAGAGUUUGAAAAUGAGAUUCUGGAACUCAACAACGAAGUUGCCGACCUCAAGAGGGAACUUGAUCUAGCCCGGACACACCUGGACAACGCCAAGGCCCAGGCUGAGCAAUUCAAGGAGCUGAGUCAGUCGAAUGAGGAGACGCUUGAUGAUAUACGGGCUUCCCAUGAAAGUUACCAAAAAGAGAUGGAGAAUCUUGUCGAGGAGAAGAAUGCGAAGAUCAAGGAGCUGGAGCAGCGCAUCGACGAUAUGUCUAGUGAGCUUUCGCAUUCCAACGCCGAACUUUCCAGCAUCCGUGAUUCUCAGGGCGAGAUCACCCGGCGUCACCAGGAUGAGAAGGCCAUCUUGGAAGAAGAGGUAACGCGUCUCAAGGAAGACAAUGCGAAACACAUUGAGACAGCCCGAUACCACCAGGAGGACCUCCGUGCCCAAGCUGACAUUGCGUCGAUGGCACAGCGCAACUAUGAUGCUGAGUUGAUCAAGCAUGCGGAGGCGGCCAAGCUCGCACAACAACUCAGAAAUGAGUGCAACGAGUUCAAGAACCAAGCUUUGGAAUUGCGCAGCGAAGCCGACGCAGCAAAGGUCACCUUGGCGCAAAGCGAAAGCCUGUGGGAAGAUCAGCGCCACCGCCUCGAGCAGGAAGUCAGGGACCUCAAGGCACGUCGCGACGAUACCAAUUCACAAACGAAGCUUCUUUAUCAGCAGUUGGAGAGUCUCACUGCACAACUUGACACCCUCCGCCAAAGCCGCCCAGACGAAGAGGCUGACGAUGAGGCCAUGUCCCCUGUUCCGAUGGGUGACAUGAACCAGCGCAUGCUUGAGUUGAACAGCUAUCUCCGAAAAGAGAAGGAAAUCUUGGAGAUGCAGCAUCACAUCAAGACGGAAGAAGCCAAGAGGUUACAGCAGCAAUUGGACCACGCUCGCGAAGAGCUCGAUGCACUGCGUGUAGAACUCCAGCAAGAACGCGACCAAUCUGGUGCUGGCGCAGCCUCUUCCACCGCCUACAACGAUCUUAUGGGCAAGCUUGCGGAACUCAACACGUAUCGAGAGAGCACCACAACUCUCCGGAACGAGAACAACCGUUUGAACGAUCUCGUAGCGGAGAAGACGAAGCACGUCGAAGACAUGGAGGCGAAGAUCCAACCGCUCAACGCUCGGAUUGCCACCUUGGAGGCGCAGCAGACGUACCUCGAGGAGGAAAUCAAGCAGGUCAAGGAAGACCGCGAUCGAUGGCAGAAACGUACUGAAAGCAUCCUGACCCAGUAUGGCCGUGUCGACCCUGCCGAGAUGGAUGGCUUGAAGGAAAAGCUGUCGCAACUCGAGACUGAGAACACGUCAUUGAAGGAGCGCGAGCAGACUUUGGUUAACGAAAAGACUGAGUUGAGCGCUCAGGUACAGAAGGCGGAGGAGCAAAAGGCAGAGAUGGAUGCUCAGGUGAAACAAGAGGAAGAGAUUCGACGCGAGUGGAAGAAGUCGCAAACUGAUCGACUGAACAAAAAAGUCAAGGAGUUGAGAGAAGCAGAUCAGAAAAAACUCGAGUCUACGCGAGAGGCCGAGCAGAAGGAGCUCCAAGAGGCCAAGGAGGCCAAGGAGGCCAUUGAGAAAGAGCUCAGUGCAUCGCAGCAGGAGACAGCAACGCGGACACAAGAAAAGACCAGCCUUGAGGAGCAGCUGCAACGCCUACAAGAGCAGCUCGAGGUCGCCGGGAGCGCUCGGGCUGAGAAACCAUCUGAGGCGACUGCUUCAUCGGCGAUUGUUUCGCAAUUGGAGCAGCAGCUUUCUGCAGCCAAUGCCGAGCUCGAGUCUGUUAAGGCGCAGCUGUCUAACGCCCAGCAGGAACUCGACUCACUCAAGGCACAGAUGCAGACAGCGGUGUCCGAACGUGACGCUACCAUUGAGCAGCUGAGGGCCGCCGCUUCCGCGUCUCAAACUACAGAAAACGUGGGAGAACCAAGUCAAGCUCCGGCAACGGAGCCUGCAGCCGCGCCUGGUCUGUCAGACGAAGAGCGGAAACAAUUGGAGGACAAGAUAACUGCGUUGGAGACCAGGGCAAAGGAGUUCGAAGACAAAGCCAGUCAACUCGAAACACAGUCUCGCAGCGUGCAAGACGACUUGCAGAAGCAGCUUGCUUCUUGGGAGAAGCAGGCCAAGGAGAAGGACAUUGAGAAUGUGAAGUUGCGACAGGACAUUGCCCUGGCAGCGAUUAACAACCCGGAGCCAGCUGCCCCAGUGCCUGCGACACCACAAUCCAACAACGCGCCCGCGAACAACGGUACCCCAGCAUCAGCCACGGAGCCCAAGUCUGAGGAUCAAGGCGACAAGGAGAAAGAGAAGGACGAGAUCCCUGCUCUGGACGACCUGGCGCCAGCUUUCGCAGCCUUGGAGGAGAAGAAGCAGCGUAGUGUCCUGCUCCGCGACACUAGGGUCAAGUCGCUCUUCGCCAAGAAUUUCGAGGCCAAGAGGCAGGCGCUGGAGAAGGAAGCCAAGGAGACGGGCAAGAGAGAAGCGCGGGACGAGGCCAAGCAGCAAGCGGAGAUGAAGUCUAAGGUCCAGAUCAACUUUGCCAAGAACCAGCUGACCCAGGCCAACGUCAAACUCGAGGUGGUCCGCAAGGCCGCUGAAGAGACUCCCCAGAAGCCAGUCGUUGAAAUUUGGGAGGUUGCAAAGGUUGCCAAACCCCCGCCAGCGUCAGCUGCGAAUGGGACUCCAGGGGCCGCCGCGGUCUCUGCCUCACCCGCUGGAACACCGCAGAAACCAGGGGCUCCCGCGGGGAAACCUACCCAGCAGACUCCAACGGCAUCACCAGCGCCUUCUCGAGCUCAGAGUACCUCGACACCGGGCGGCGCACCAGUGGCGGGCACUCCGUCGAACCAGCCUAAGAAUCCGUUUGAUGUCGUCAAGGGACCUGCCGCAAAUGCACCGACAAAUCCAUUCUCAGCAUCAACGUCGAGCCAGCCACCUACGCAGGGCAACCAGCCGCCCAGGACAGGCAUUCCCAUGGUCCGGGGCGCUCGCGGUCGUGGAGGAUACGUCCAUCCAAAUCAGCGAGCUGCGAGCGGCACCCAGGAGUCUGGGAUUCCUCAAGCCGGUCGUGGUGGACGUGGCGGUGGCGUCACUCGGGGAGGCAGAGGAGGGCUGAAUCCUGGCGCGCAAGAUUUCCAGUCGGGGACGAAACGUCCUAGAGGCGACUCGGACGCCGAAGGGGGGGCAAAGCGUGCACGAGGCGCUCACUAG
Messenger RNA from Emericellopsis atlantica, 6336 nucleotides. RefSeq lists its product as uncharacterized. Gene Ontology annotation, molecular function: structural constituent of nuclear pore. Lineage: Eukaryota; Fungi; Ascomycota; Sordariomycetes; Hypocreales; Bionectriaceae. The transcript has 2 exons. Gene Ontology annotation, cellular component: nuclear pore. The record is from RefSeq and is a predicted model, not a curated record. Gene Ontology annotation, biological process: protein import into nucleus; mRNA export from nucleus. The coding region runs from base 274 to 6336 and encodes 2020 amino acids.